This is a messenger RNA of Pygoscelis adeliae (Adelie penguin), 8642 nucleotides long. RefSeq names its product Rho/Rac guanine nucleotide exchange factor (GEF) 18 (gene ARHGEF18). The record is from RefSeq and is a predicted model, not a curated record. Gene Ontology annotation, molecular function: guanyl-nucleotide exchange factor activity. The transcript is spliced from 31 exons. NCBI's taxonomy places the organism in Eukaryota, Metazoa, Chordata, Aves, Sphenisciformes, Spheniscidae. Gene Ontology annotation, biological process: small GTPase-mediated signal transduction.
AUGUCAGACUCCCUGCUCAACCACUCCUGGCCGUCGUUCUCGAGGCGCUGGAAGAAGAGAUGGUCCUUUAAGCGAGGGUCCGAUUGCAAGCCAUGCUUAAGGGAAUUCACUGACCACAGCACCCCUGCUUUGGAGUAUCACAACCCAAAAAGCUUCCUCCCAUCCCUGAUUGCUGAGGAUGACACCUUCUGCACCAGCAUGGCUGAAGAAAAGGAGGACUCAUCUUCCACAGAGCUGGAUGUCCCAGCAGCGGACUUGCACAGCAGCAUGGAGGAUCUCCUCUCAGACUCUGCUCUCCAUGGCACGGAGUAUUACAGAGAUCUGGGACUCCUGAGCCCACCAAUUGCCAAAACAGCGCCAGAGACGGCAGCGCAGCCAGAACAAGCAACCCAGGCUGUGUCUGCCAUUCGCUUAUUGGAAGAGAGACCAAGGGCUCUGAGCAAAAUGUCUGUGGAUGUUGCUUUUUCCAAUCCCGUUUCCUGCUCGGUACGUUACGGCGAGGCCGACUGCCACUUUCUGAACAAAGGCCGCAUUUGCUCCUGUGCAGCAGUGUCGGAAGAUGGUACCAGCUCUUCUGAGUGUCCUGCAGAGGCAGACAAAGAGCUGGAGCUGCAGGAGGCCACGGAGUCCUUCCCCACGCUGGUGAGAUCUAUGUCUACCUCUCGGAGGCACAGCUGGGAGAGCCCUUUAUCACCUGCGGACAGCAAGCGCAGGUUCAGCCUGGAUGCCACAGAGGUGGGCAGCGACCCAGAGCAGGAGGAUGAGGAGAAGGGGAGCCAGUCCUGCCCUCAGCCUUGCGUGUCCCUUCAGCUGCCCAAAGGGGAACUGGAAACCUGGAGCAGCGGUGGGGGUGGCAUGGUGAUCAAAGUGGAGAUAGAGCCGUUGCACCCGAACCUCAUGGUCAGCCCUGGCUUGGAUGAGGAGGAAUGUGGCAGCAACAGGAAGAGACUGAGGUUGAAGCCUGUCCCAUCAGUCUGCGAGACAGUUGCCUCCCCUCAGACACCUUGCAGUUUUGACUCUUCUCUUCCAGCCGUGGAAGGUGUUGAACCCCCUGCUCUGGAGAUGCUGGAGAAGGACCACGUGUCCCCAGACCACGUGCUAAUUGUCCAGCAGGUACUUCAGGAGCUGAAACAAUAUCAUGGGGCAAAGCAGAGAGCUUGUGUGCAAGAAGGCAGCGAUUCUUCCCAGCAGAACCUCACAUGGUUUGAGUUCCUGUCUAAUGAAAAUGAGGACAAAGCAGAGAAAGGCACGAAGGUGAUGCGACGUCUGAGUUCCCUGCGGAGCCGCGUCACCGGAUCCCGGCAGAAGGAUAAGGGUAAGAACAAAGAGCAGCCAAGAGAGAGAGAAAAGGAGAAAGAGACAAAGGAGCCAAAAGAGAGGUGGAAAGAGAUCAAUAGGCACCAGCUUGUGCCAGGGGUUUUCUCCACUUGCACCAGCUGCUCACUGUGUGCCAAACCUCUUGUGAAUAAAAGUGGUCUGCAGUGCCUGAAUUGUGCAGUGAAUGUCCAUAAGAACUGCAAGAGUUUACUGGCUGAAUGCAGCAGCAUCAGACCCAAGCAGAAAGAUUUGCAGCACAGACCUUCUGGAUCUCCACAAAGUUCGCCCCAGUGCAUUUCCCCAGCCGCUUCUUUGAAGGAGCAGCCCCGAAGUCUUCUCCUGGGACCGGAUGGCACCCCAGUUCUGUCACGGAAUCUCGGUAUGACUAUCGCCCAAAGAGGAAAUUCUCAGUCUUCACUGAAUACUGCUGGAGCUGUUAAUAAAUUUGGGCUAAUUUCAGGAGACAUGGAUGAAGGAGAUUCAGGCUUUAUAAAAUUUAAGCAGACUUCAGAUGAUGUUGUCUCGCUUGCACCUUCAACAGCAGACUCCAUUUUUCUGGAAGAUGCAUAUUCUGUAUCCCUCCGAAGUGAAAUAGAAACAGAUGCUCAUGAGUUUGAGGCAGAGUCUUGGAGUGUUGCAGUGGAACAGUCUUAUGCAAAAAGGCAAAAGAAAGACGUUAUAAAAAGGCAAGAUGUCAUUUAUGAACUAAUGCAGACUGAAAUGCACCAUGUUAGGACACUGAAAAUAAUGCUGAAGGUAUACUCCAAAGCCAUGAGAGAGGAACUGCAGUUCCCAAAUGCAGUCAUCAACAAGCUCUUCCCCUGUGUGGAUGAGCUGCUGGAGAUGCAUGGGCAAUUUCUGCUCCAAUUAAAGGAGCGACGAAAGGAAUCCUUGGAAGAAGGCAGUGACCGAAAUUAUACAAUCCAGAACAUUGGAGACCUCUUGGUAAAACAGUUUUCAGGUGAAAAUGGGGAGAGAAUGAAAGAAAAAUACGGUGUGUUCUGUUGCGGACACAAUGAAGCUGUUAGUCACUAUAAAGACCUGCUCCAAAGCAAUAAGAAGUUCCAAAACUUAAUAAAGAAAAUCAGCAACUGUUCCAUUGUGAGGAGACUUGGUGUUCAGGAGUGUAUCCUUCUAGUUACACAGCGCAUCACCAAAUAUCCAGUCCUGGUGGAACGUAUUAUUCAGAAUACAGAAGCUGGAACUAGAGAUUAUGAAGAACUGACCCAGGCCCUUAGUUUAAUUAAGGACACGAUCACUCAUGUAGAUGCCAUGGUAAAUGAGUGCGAGAAGGGGCAGCGCCUCAAAGAGAUUAUGCAUAAAAUGGAGCUAAAAUCCUCCGGGAAAUGCAAGAAUGGGCUUUUCUUCCGGAAGGAUGACAUGGGACAGAGGCGGCUUCUGCUGGAUGGGUUGCUGUAUUGGAAAGCUGCAUCAGGGCGACUCAAAGAUAUUCUGGCAGUCCUGUUAACUGAUGUGCUCUUGCUCUUACAAGAAAAGGACCAAAAAUAUUAGUUUGCAUCAGUGGACUCUAAACCACCAGUUAUCUCAUUGCAAAAGUUGAUUGUGAGAGAGGUAGCUAAUGAGGAAAAGGCAAUGUUCUUAAUUAGCGCUUCCUUAAAAGGACCAGAAAUGUAUGAAAUUCACACAAGCUCGAAAGAGGAGAGGAAUUCCUGGAUGGCACACAUCCGCAGAGCUGUAGAAAGCUGUCCUGAUGAAGAAGGAGGAACAUUUAAUGAACCUGAAGCAGAGAGGAGGCUGGCUGAAGCAAGAGCUGCUAAGUUAAAAGAUUUUCAAGAGCGUUUGAACAUGAAAGAUGACCUGAUUAUGCAAAGUCUAACUGAGAAGCAACAGAUUUAUCUAGAAAUGUCUGAAAUGAAUGGGUUUGAAGACCAUUCCCAAGGAUCCCGAUCUAGGCUACUUCUUCGGGGGGAUAUCUCAGAAAAUCUGCAAGGAGAGGCUAUUUUGAAGUCCGCAGUGACAGAAGCUGAAAAUCUCCAGAACCUUAUCUUCACUCACUUAGGCAACGGAUCCUGUCAGCUUGAAGAUGGCUCUGGGUCAGGACUCCCCAGGAGAGCAGAGACCUUUGGAGGAUAUGACAGUAGUCCUUCAAUUUCAAAUAAAAGUGGUACUUCUAGGAAGAACAGUGGUGGUGACCAGAGACAGUGGGACUGGAGAGGCCCUGCAGUGAGUUCAGAUGUGCAACUCCAUGACCUCCCUUCUGAUGCAGAAGAAGGAUCUCAAACCAGUGAUGUAACAAGGCUGGAUGACAGCAGUGGUUUUCAGCCCAUCAUAGUCUCUCAGCUUGUCCAAAGGAUACAAACGCUGUUACAGUUGCUCUUCAGUCUUCAGGCAGUGAUAUCUCAGCAGGACAGCUACAUUGAGAUGCAACGAGCCACCAUGGUAGACCGGGAGAAGCAAUACCGGCUGCAGUCUACACGAGGCAAUCUGCUGCUAGAGCAGGAGAAACAGCGGAACUUUGAAAAACAGAGAGAAGAACUGAUGAAUGUACAGAAACUUCAGAGUCAGCUGAAGCUGGAGCAGCAACGCCUGGAACGGGAAAGGAGUCGACAGCAGAGGGAAUUUGAAAGCACAGAAGCCCGGCUGCAGGAGCGUGAAGAGGAGACUCGGCAGCUGAGGGAGAAGUUGAAUCAGGAGAGGGAAGAACUCGAGAGGCAGCGAGAGGCCUAUCAGCAUGACCUCGAGAGGCUGCGGGAAGCUCAGAGAGCAGUCGAGAAAGAGAAGGAGCGUCUGGAUCAGCUAAGGAAGCUGAAGAAGCAGAACACAGUGUCAGGCACGUUCUCCCCAGAAAUGGGACAGAACCAGAUGCUAAGUCAUUCUGUUAGCUUCAAUGGAGAAGGGGUGGAACCAUCUCUAUCCCUCUUGAAAACCUCUGUGAGAGUGAGCGUCUCCGGGAUGGAUUACCUGGAACGGCCAGACUUGGUUCGUAGGGACAGUACCACCCUGGAGAAUCGUCCCGUUCUUGCAUUGAAGAAUGAAGUGCCAAUACAUCUCCUGAGUGCAACGAAUCAGAUACAGAAACCAGCUGCAGUCCAGCAGCAGAUUCCUACUAAGUUGGCCACUUUUACAAAAGGAAGCAAAGAGAAAGGUGGGAAGAACAAAGCGUCUCAUAGGACAGACAGUUCAGCAUCCGUUGAUCAGAAGCAGCUGCUUCCCCCCAGGCUUGUUGGACGAGAGGAGGGUGUCCUGAGAGGCAGACGAUCAGCAAGUCCAGUCCUCCCAAGCAGCCAGACCACUGCAUUCCAGCCAGAAUUGUAUGGUCCUACAGAUGCUCAGCCGGAAGCACUUUCACCUGCCUCAGCGAACCUAUUCAAACCCAAUAACGUUCACGUUCAGACCCUGGUGACCUCUCAGCCGAGUCCGUUAAAUGUGCAAGAUGAUACCAGCAAAGAAGAUGUAAUUUUCUUCUAAUUGUUUCCAUUUAAAGAUCAAUCUUCUGACACACUGUUUCAAGAACUCAGGCCCCAGUGUUCAACGUGACAGAGACCUGAUAUGGAUGUCUUUUCAUCCCUGCCCCGUUACUACUAGCAAGGACCAGACCAGGAUUACUGUUCUACUUCGUUGGCUUCUCUGCCAGCAGCUCAGAAUGAGGGCACAGUAGUAACAAUUUGCUUUUAAAUUCUCCAAACGUGGAAAUGUAUUGACACAUGGCAUGGGUAUAUAAAUUCAGAGCGUAUUAAAAUACUGCCAUUUAUUGUAAUUUGCUCUUUUCGGAGAUUGUACACUCUUUGUGGGCACCAUCUUAUAAAUUGUUAUAGUUGACGUUGAACCACCCAGAUUUUUAUGUAAAAAGUUUUACUAGUAGGCCCCAAAACGGCUGCAAAUUUUUAAAUCCAUUUUCACAGGUACGUGGUCGGUAAUGGAUUAUGCUAACAGUGUGUUGAUAACUAGUUGACUAGCAAGCCAGUCUCCUUACAGCCAGGCAUGACAGACAUUGUGAUACCCGCUCAGAGGAGCCAGACUAGCGUCUCUGUUUCUUUAGUGAAUUCAGUGGAGCACAUGCUCAGUGGCCAGGUACGGUGGAAGAGAGAAGGUAAGCUUCCUAACAGAGUCUUCAUGGGUCAGGAGCUCCACCUGCUUGUGGAUGAGAAGGGUUGGACAUGUGAGAAUAUGCAACGGUAAUGAAGAGUUGGACUAAAUGCACAUUUCAUUGGUCAUCAGCUUGCACCGGGAUACCUGUCUCCUUGGAGACAUUGGGUAGCUCUCCGUCUUAGUGAGAGCGGUACAGGUUCCCAAGCAAAACUCAUGAGUUGGUUCAGAAUGAACUUAGAGACUUGGAUUUUGUUCUUUGCUGAAGACAUGUAUAAGAAGCGUUUGAAUGCAGUAAUUUAUUGUCUUGUUUAAUCCUAAGUUUUCUGCAUCUCUUGUUUGUCUGUUAACUUGUUUGGACUUUACUCCAAGUACCAGAAGAUAUCAAAGCUGCUGUUACUGCAGAGACUUCUCUGCAGCACUGUUUUAGGAAUGAAGGGAAUAAGAACUGUUUGGUUUUAAAAUUUAAAAAAAAAUAAUAAUACUCUUAGCUAAACCUGUGUUGGUUUAGCUGCUUACAGCUAAACCAGCUUUGAUACCUCUUGUUAAAUGGGUCAGUUCUUAAUCAUGGAAUGGUGAUGACAUUUAAGUGUUCUGUUCAAAAGGCAUUAUUUCCCUUUGUAGUAAUUUGCACAGUCAUUUUGUUGUAUUCUAUUACUUCACUCUGUAUCUCAGUUCUUUAUUACACACAUGGCUUAAGGAUGUCUGUUCCAGUAUAUGUUGAAUGUGACCGGCCAGAUAUAUUCUGCACAGGAGAGAUUGUUUAGGGGGUAUUAUUACAGAAUUAAAGAAAUCAGUAUCUCAGAGCUUAAAAACUUGGGUUAAUACCUUUCAGAACAUGAUUGGUAAUAGUUUUUUUCAUAUCUUUAACCCUGGUUUAAAGUGAUUUUUAGCACCGAUGGAGGGAAUGCCUGGUCAGUUCUCCAUCUGGUCGCAUGGCAAUGGCAUUGAAUGGCAAUUUGUCAACCUCAUCAAAACAUUGAUGCUGUCUCAGUGGUUAGGCCCUAUGUAAUGUUAGUAAUGUUCUUUAAGGCCCUCACUUCACUUUGCUUGAAAGUUUUAAAAUUAUUCCAGUAGUUACAGUGCAAGAAACAUUAUAAAUUUUCAGCAGAAAAUACAGAGUUUAUUUUCAAGUGGUGAUAAUUUGGGUUAUUGUCUUCAGACAAGAAAUCGAAAAAUCCAAAUUUACUGGUCAGUGUGAGAGGGGAAAGAUAAGCUACAAAAUGCUGAAUUGGUCUUAGGGAGCAAGCGCUCCUUGCUCUAACACUUGUUGGAUUUAAGGAUCUUUUUCUUUGCUAAGUGAUACUGGUAUAAACCUGAAGCAAUGGCACUGAGUUCAGCGAGAGGAAACUCCAAACCGUCUGUCUUGUUGCCAGACUGGGGAUACUCCCCCACCCCCCAGCAAAUUAUUACUAUGAAAUUGGACACACUUCACUAUAAUACCAAAGGACUGCUUGGUAAAUCAUCAGCACUGCAGAAUUUACACAGAUUAUCAGUGGCUAGAUUUGCAGAAAGCACUGUGGGUAACAUAGCGAUUUUUGCGUUGUUGUGAUACGAUGUUGAUAAUGAUUAGAACAUAGUUCUACGUUAUAUUCAUUUUUUGCAUUCCUAAAAGCUAGGUUUGGAACGGAGGGGUGUUCUUCUCAAAAUUAACGUAACUUCUGAUCAAGCCAGCAUGUGAGAUCCAGCAGCUCUGUAGGACUGACUUUUCAAUUGGCUGAUGUGGAGACUCCAGUCAUCUCUCAUACCCGUGUAAUUUCUCCUGUAAAUAUACAGUGAAGCAGCAAGAAUCUGCAGUAUGUUCUCUCCUUCGUGCUGUGGUUUGGGCCACUCCUAGUGAAAACUGUAUGCCCCCAUUGCCUUAAAUUACCAGGUUUUUAGGAGUUUUAGCCUAAAGUGAAGUUGCAUCAGUGGAAUAAACCACCCCAACCAAAGAGGGAUGCCCCUGUUUGGCUAUUUGAAAACAGGUUUUGGAAACGUUUAUUUGGUUUAAUUUUGUGCCUGUCCUAAAGUAUGGGAGAGAGUGUUCUAUGGACUGAAGGGGUUUAUUUGGCUACUUUCUUCUUCUUCUGUGCAAUGAAUGAAGUCAGAUAUAGAACAGUGACAUCUGGAAAAUAAAGCCUGCAGUGAGGUCUCAUUUCUUUUAAUGUUUUAAACUUAAACAUAACUGUUUUAAUACUCAUUGUCAGCAGUGCUUCGACUAAGUUCUGGCUGUUAGCAAAAGGACACGGGACAGUUACAGGCUAGGCUGUUGGUUCAACACCCCAAAAGCUCCUUGGAAUAUGGGUCUUCAAUCUGUAACUGAGAAAUCAUCUUAAAAGUCCUCAUCUGUCCUCAAUACACAUGUCUAGCUGCAGCUAGCUUUGUGAAAACUGUUUUCACCUUGAAUAGAGACUGCAUCUCUUUUCACUUGGGUCAAAAUCAUUUAAGUGCCAUACUAGGUAUUCACGCGGCUUCGUGUUCAGUACCGUAGCCAGCGUGGAGAAGGUUUUAGAAUUGGCAAACGCUGUGAUAUCUCAUUGCUAGUGCGGAGUUUAGCAUACCAGAGUAUGGUAAAAUUAUUUGUAGAAGGCUGAGGGAAGCAAGUGAAAGAUUUUCUUAAAAUGAAUAAUGGGUCAUCUCUUCACUUCUGCAAAACUGAAUCUGUGAAAUUAUCACUCCAGCUGAGUGAGCUAGUUUUGAACUCUUUACUCAAAUCUCAUUCCUAGAAAAGUAACUCUUCUAGGCAAAUUAGAUUUCAAAAUACUGCUGUGUCCUGGGCUAAGUAACCUGCUAUUGAUUCUGAGUAAUAUCCUUUCCAUUUGACUUUUUGAUUACUUAAGAUAAAAGUUUCCUUUUAAGUGAUAUCUGAGGAUUAGACAGUUCAAAAUUCUGUGCCUCCCAGGUGCCUUUUGGCUUCUUUCUGAGCUGGGGUGUGGAGGAAAUUACAGCACGAGCUUUGAACUGCCGCCUUCUUUGCUUCGUGUCACAGCCUUAAAAUUAUUGUCAUGUUUGUCCUUUAAUAUUGUGAUGUUGCAAUGUAGAGGCUGUUUCUAUGGUUCUGAUUUUCAAUUUUAACUCUGGUGUAAAGGAUGCUUCCUCUUUUCCUUCCCAGGAAUAUGGUCAUUUUGUAUUUCAGACUGAGGAUCCCUCCAUGUUCGCUAGUACUGAGCACAUCUGCCCUGCCUGUGUUGUAAAUGCUUUCCUAGUUCUUAACUGUGCUAUUUGUGGAUUGUAGUUGUGGCAUGUCCCACAAAUUGAGAUCGCUAAUCAUUUCCCAGCGUGAGGCAGAAAAAUUG